AUGGCUGCCUGUCGGACCUGCGUAGCCACCUUGGCGGCCGUGCUGGCGAUGGCGAUGCUGGCGUCGGCGGAGCCCUCCACCGCGCGUCCGCUCGUGAUCUCCCACAGGGGGUACCCCUGCAAGUAUCCAGAGGAGACGAUCAGAGGCUACGAGGAAGCGAUCGCUGCAGGAGUAGAUUACAUUGAGAUGGACGUGGUCAGCACCAAAGAUGGCAAACUUAUUACAAGGCAUGACGUCCUCUUGGACGAGUCAACAAACAUAAAAGAUGUUGACGAAUUCAAGAACAGGACAGCAACCAAGCUUGUCAAUGGCAAGAACAUCACUGGCUACUUUGCGAUUGAUUUCACUCUGGAGGAAAUUAAAUCGCUCAAGACACGGCAGAGGCUGGCAUUCAGGGACCAUUCUGUUGAUGGCAAAUUUAUGGUACCAACACUCAAAGAAGUCCUGCAGCUGGUGAAGGCUGCAAGGAGAAAUGGCACAAAAGUGGGGGCAUACACAGAAACCAAGCAUCCACAAUUCCACAUCGACAACAAGAGGCCUCUGGAGGAGCCACUGGUGGCUGAGCUAAGAGACCUCCAGCUGUUGGCGGACCCUGGGGCAAUUUACCUUCAAUCCUUCGACCCAGCAUCGAUAAAGAAACUGCAAGAGCUCCUUGGGGAUAAAAACAGACUUCCUGCCACGUGGCUGAUCGGCUGUGAGGAACCCAUCCCCACACUUGCAGAGCUGGAAGAAUUCAAGGAAUACGGGACUGCAAUUGGGCCUGACAAGUUGCUGCUUUUCAACGUGAACGCUGCGGACGAGUGCGGCCGAUCGGCAAAUUCGUCGUGUGGCGCUUUGGAGCCAACCCAGGAAUGCAUCGGCAGACUGGAGCCGCCUCCAGAGGCUGCUGCCACAAGCACAUUGCUAACUGCCGCCCACGAUACCGGCCUGGAGGUCCAUGCAUACACAUUCAGGAAUGAGGGCAAGUUCAUGGCACUGGACUUCAUGUCCGAUCCGUACGUGGAGCUCAACUUUUACGCCAAUCGAUCGAGGGGGGUAUCAUGGGUGGACGGCGUCUUCAUUGACUGCCCGGCGACUUCUGUUCCCUGGAGGGACGGGGGCUCAUGGGAUCCCAGUCGAGACAGCGACGAGAAUGGUGCUCGAGACUGCAACUACGGCGGCGUUGUGUUUGCUAUGAUCUUUUUGUCCAUUGUGAGCAUGGCGUUCUCCUUGCUGUACGUGCGCGAGCGGCGCCGUGGAAGGGCGGGCGGCGCAUUCAGCAGGCUUUCGGGCGUCGAGAUGGACCAGAGGGCCCAGCUGUAA
Molecule: messenger RNA, 1302 nt
Organism: Ostreobium quekettii
Lineage: Eukaryota; Viridiplantae; Chlorophyta; Ulvophyceae; Bryopsidales; Ostreobiaceae
Source: the annotation of a GenBank genome assembly